Sturnus vulgaris (Common starling) is the source of this 4971-nucleotide messenger RNA. RefSeq names its product ring finger protein 10 (gene RNF10). Lineage: Eukaryota; Metazoa; Chordata; Aves; Passeriformes; Sturnidae. Gene Ontology annotation, biological process: positive regulation of transcription by RNA polymerase II; positive regulation of myelination. Gene Ontology annotation, molecular function: metal ion binding; transcription cis-regulatory region binding. The record is from RefSeq and is a predicted model, not a curated record.
AUCCGGGUCCGGCUACUGCUGCGGGCGACUCGUCGCCAUUACGGGGCAGCGGCGGCCGAGCCGGGGCCGGUGCGGCGCCGAGCAGCCGGUGGGUGCCGGGGUGGUGCCGACCCCUCGGGCGGCAGCAGCGCCGGGCCCUGCGGGGCUCCGUGAGCAGCUCUUUCCUCCACCGCGCCCGGAGCCCCGCAGGCCCGGCCUGGCCUUCCGCGGCCUUCCCCGGUUCGAGCAGAGCAGCGAGAAGAUGUCGCCAUGAAGGAGGCCGAGUCCGCGCUGCGCCGCCCCCGCCGGUCGCCCCCGCGGGCCAUGAGCCUGGGCCCCCGCCGGCUCCGCCAGCGCCCGUCGUGUCCCCCCGCCCAGGGCCGCCGCUCGCUCGGGGCGCCCGUUGAUGCUGCAGAGCCCGCCCGGCGCGACCCCCGCAGCCCCCGCCAUGGACAAGAACAGCCCCUGCGGCUCCGGUGCGCCCGGAUCCUCGGCCGGCAGCAAAGGGCAGCAACCGCGGUCCGCCUCGGCCGGGCCCGCCGCGGGGGAGUCUAAGCCCAAAGGCGAUGGAAAGAAUGCGAAUGGAUCCAAGCAGCGUUAUAAUCGUAAAAGAGAGACUUCAUAUUCCAAAAAUGAGAACUUUUCCAGUCAGUCCCGUCGCUCCAAUUCACAGAAAAGCAAAGCUUUUAACAAGAUGCCCCCUCAAAGGGGAGGCAGUGGCGGAAGUGGCAAAUCUUUUAGCUCUUCUAAUGGUGGAAGACGAGAUGAGGUAGCAGAGGCUCAACGGGCAGAGUUCAGCCCUGCCCAGUUCUCUGGUCCCAAGAAGAUUAAUCUGAACCACUUACUGAACUUCACCUUUGAACCCCGUGGCCAAGCAGGACAUUUUGAUGGGAAUGGACAUGGCAACUGGGGGAAAAGGAACAAGUGGGGACAUAAACCGUUCAACAAGGAGCUUUUCCUGCAGGCCAACUGCCAGUUUGUUGUCUCUGAAGAACAGGACUACACAGUCCACUUUGCUGAUCCAGAUACCUUGGUCAACUGGGACUUUGUGGAGCAAGUGCGAAUCUGUAGCCAUGAAGUGCCCUCUUGCCCCAUAUGUCUGUACCCACCGACCGCCGCCAAGAUCACCCGCUGUGGGCACAUCUUCUGCUGGGCAUGUAUCCUUCACUAUCUCUCCCUGAGUGAGAAGACCUGGAGUAAGUGUCCUAUUUGUUAUGGCUCUGUUCAUAAGAAGGAUCUCAAGAGUGUUGUUGCUAUGGAAACACGUCAGUAUGCAAUCGGUGAUACUAUUACGAUGCAGCUCAUGAGAAGAGAGAAGGGUGUUCUGGUAGCACUGCCCAAGUCCCAGUGGAUGAAUGUGGUUCAGCCUGUUUACAUCAGAGAUGACCAGCACAGUCAGUAUUCAAAGCUGCUUCUGGCAUCCAGGGAGCAGGUCUUGCAGCUGGUGAUCCUGGAGGAGAAAGCAGCAUUACUGAAACAGUAUGAGGAAGAAAAACACACCCCAGAAGCCUGUUUCAUUGAGGCAGCUAUCCAGGAGCUGAAGGAGCGAGAAACAGCACUCUCUGCUGACCAGGAUAAAAACAAUGGCAUUGCUGGACUCAGUGCAGCUGUGGAAGAAUUGGUCCUAGAAAGCUCCAAAGCUGUGGAGCCUGCUGCUUCCCAAGAGAAAAAGUGUGAUGUGGAAUAUCUCUCUGCAUUCGAUGAGGAGCUUGUGGAGCCUUGCUCUGACCUGGCAAGUUCCCUUUCGCCUCCUGUGGAAGUAGAAGAGGCAGUGCUGGAUGAGGAGGAAGUACCUGAGGUGGACACUGUAGGAGAACCUGUUACGAACACUGUAGAGGAACCAAAUCCAGCUGAAACAAGCUGCCAAGAAUCUAAAGAUACAGUUAGCAGUGGACAUCUUGGCAACUCUCCUUUUUACUAUUUCUAUCAAGCGGAGGAUGGGCAGUGCAUGUACCUUCACCCUGUGAACGUUCGGUGCCUUGUGCGUGAAUAUGGCAGCUUGGAGAAGAGUCCAGAGAAGAUAACUGCAGCUGUAGUGGAGAUAACAGGCUACUCCAUGACAGAGGAUAUAAGACAGCGUCAUCGUUACCUCUGUCACUUGCCCCUCACCUGUGAGUUCAGCAUUUGUGAACUGGCUCUGAAGCCACCUGUCAUCUCUAAGGAGACUUUAGAGCUGUUUUCAGAUGACCUUGAAAAGAGGAAACGUCUACGGCAGAAGAAAGCUCGCGAUGAACGACGGCGCGAACGCAGGAUUGAGAUAGAGGAAAACAAGAAACAGGGCAAAUAUCCAGAGGUCCAUAUUGCUCUAGAGAAUCUGCAGCAGUUCCCUGCUUUUACCUCUUGCUCCGGAGAAACUACCAGUGUUGAUCAGCAGGGCUUCUCUCAGUCUCCUCUUGGCAGAAGCCCUGUGUUUCAGACAGAGUCUAUUCCAAGUCCGCUGUCACCUGCUGCCAGCCAGGUCAGCCCAUUGCUCUGUGGAAGUUUGGAAGAAGAGUCUCCCUUCCCUUCCUUUGCCCAGAUGUUGAGAGUUGGAAAGGCAAAACCUGAAACGUGGCCUAAACCUGCUCCAAAGACAAGAGAUGAGAACACUCUGGCACUCCCUGUGCCUGGAGAUAGUGAUGGAGAAAGUGACAGCUCUGACCGGAUACCUGUGCCCAGCUUCCAGAAUUCCUUCAGCCAAGCUAUUGAGGCAGCCCUCCUGAAACUGGACAAGCCGUCCACAGCUGAUCAUUUAUCAGAGGAAAAGGGAGGCAAGAAAAGAAAGAAACAGAAGCAGAAGCUAUUGUUCAGCACCUCUGUUGUUCACACAAAGUGAUUCUGCUAUUCAAGAGAAGUUUCCUCUCCUGGUUUUCUUUUAAUUUUGCUUUGUUUUGCUGCUAUAGUUUAAGUAUUUAAAUUUGAACAGCCUAAACUUGUGUUUCCAGGACUUUUAGGGGCUUCAGGAGGAAACCGUGACAGUAUCUGUUGAAGUAACAUGUUUUUAUUCCAACUGCUUAAUGAAUUUAUACUGAAACAGAGUUUUGGAAGUAACAACCCAGAGACAAAUCUGCCAAGGCUUCUAGUUGCUGGGUCAGUCUUUUGGGCCUGAUAAGCAGUGUAAAAGUCCUUACAGCUGUGUGGCACUGCCAAAGUACUGCAAUAUUACCCAAGAGAAAAGGCAGAGAGCCUUUAUUUUCCUGUAAUUAUUCAUGGUCAGAAAGUCCAUCUGACUGACAUAGUGCUGUUGCAGUAAAGCUGUCAAACUGCUGUCUUGAGAAACUGGUUUUGGCUGCACUGGAAACAGGCAAAAGAGCUUACUGGCUUUAGAGUGUUAGCUGCUAUAUCUGUUCUUUUCCUAAAGAGCAAGAAUUCCUCCUGUUCUCCUGGCUUGGAAAGAUACAAAGCUGAGGUGAGUGUAAAGCAGAACUUGGCUACUUGGUUUUAAAGUGGCUUCAUGAUUUGUGUAUUUCAAAAUGGCACUAGUGAUAGAAGGAACCUCCUGACUUCUCUCAGUUGUUCAGGUCUGUUUUAAUGUGGGUGAGUGAGGCUGCUACUUUUUGUUUGUUUUUUGCCAGCCAUGGCUAUACAUUCUUUUUAACCUGAUCGUCUAGAAUAAACACUCCCCUCUAGGGCUCCUGGUAACCAUCUGAAUGAUGGUUUGACACUGGCUGCUCUUGAGUUGGAAGAACAACUGAUAGCUGAAGUCUGUAGACAACUUUUAUACCCCAGCAAGAAACUGGGGUUCUCUUGUACUGGGAUAAGGGCCUGUAUCUGCUUGGUUUUGGGAUUUAAGUUGAUCUGUGCUACAAACAUGUCUGUUCUGGACCCCUCCCUGCUCUUUCUUUGGGUGGUCACAUUCUGCACUGCUUGUGGUUUGAUUUGAGCUAAUGAGUUAAGUGGUAUGGAUUUUGUUGAAUAAAAUUAAUUUUAGGUGUAAUGUACCAGUCAAGGCCAACUGUUGCAAUAAAUCAUAUGCACAUGCACUUACAGUACUGCACCUUCCUCAGCUGUAGCUGAACUGUCACAGCAGCGUGGAACCCUAGAACAUUGCACAGAUUCAAAUUUUACCUUCCUGCUGGCAGAAUUAAUUGCAGGGUGCUGGUACAAAAUACCACUGAAUUAGGGAGGGAGACUGACAGUGUCUUCUGUUGUCUUCAGCCCCAGUGGCACAGGCUGCAGUGUGCUCUGUCCCUCUGACAUUGAUCUGAGCAAGGAAGUGUGUGUCUGAGGCACCUGGAGUUAGGUAUUCCAACACCACUGGCAGUCAGUGGUUGUGUCCCUAUUUAAAAAGCUGAUGACAGCACACGGGUGCUUAAUUUCAGAGCAACAGACAUCACAUGUGUGCCUCAUGGGAAGCUGGUACCAAAGAGUCCAUCACAUGUGGCUGUAAACCAGAAAGAACAGGAGGAGGGGGAGGUAAAGAAUACUUCCAACUGCUGCAGGACAGAGGAAACACCUGCAAAACAUUCUCUGAAAGCAGCUUGACUUCACGCUUGGUCACAACUAACCCUACUCAACGGAAAGACAGUACAGCUUGUCAGGGACUGCAAAGAAAUUAAGACAAGAUGCCUGAAAGUGGUAACACAUCUUGCUGUCAAUAAUUUAAAUGCAUAUGGGAAAACAGUUGGUGAGGGCAGAGAAAACAACUAAGAGAGAUUCAAAUAUGCAGUGAACUGUGUUUACAGCAAGUCAUUUUAAGCUAUGGAACAGGAGUAACUACUUAAGUGUCUAACCAGUAUCUGUUGUGUUCUAUUAUCUGCACAUUUAUAGUCAACUUUUCUUUGCAUUGGGAAGAGAGAAUAGCUGGAGCUGGCGUGCCUCACCUCCACAUGUCACAGGCACUAGGAUAAGGAAAGUGAUGCGGGCAGGGCAGGCUGUCCCUGCUGCAGGGGCAAUCCCCACAGGGACAGCAUCUUCAAUUGUAUCUUGUUUUCCUAUGGAUUCGAGAUAAUACCAGCAAUGCUACUUUCCUGUAACUGAUUGGUGUAAACUUUAAUAAAUAUCUAAGCAGUA